GCCGGUGCCGCGGGGGCUGGGGCACGGCGGAGGCAGCGCCGGAAUGGGGGUGGCUUCCUGAAGCGCGGGGAAGGGAGGGCGGGAGGAGGCUGGUUCUUGCCUUUCGGUGCCUCUCCGCCCCCCUCCUGCCCCUCUCUCUCUCUCUCGCAAGUUUGCCGCUGUGCCGCGGCGCCUGCGGAGCGGCUGGCUGCGGGCUGCCCCUGCCCCGCUCCCGGCGCUGCCCGCGGCGGGGCGGGCGGGGACGGCGGCGAGCCGAGGCGACCCAGGGAGCGGCCCGCCGCCCCCGGGGAAGGCUCUGCUCCGGGGAGCAUCGGGGGGAGGCGGCUGGCACAGACGCCGAAGCUCCGCCGCCCACCCCCCGGCAGCGCCGCAGUCUGCCCAGCGCCGGCAGCCCCGGGAGAUGGUGACACAUGAAGCGUGCGGGAAGGACCAUGGUUGAGAGGACCAGCAAGUUCUUGCUGAUCGUGGCCGUCUCGGUGUGCUUCAUGCUUAUCCUGUACCAGUACGUGGGGCCGGGGCUGAGCCUGGGUUCCCCCAGCGGCCGCUCCUACUCGGAGGAGCUGGACCUCUUUCCCACGCCGGACCCGCACUACGUGAAGAAGUAUUACUUCCCCGUGCGGGAGCUGGAGCGGGAGCUCGCGUUCGACAUGAAGGGCGAGGACGUGAUCGUCUUUCUGCACAUCCAGAAGACCGGCGGCACCACCUUCGGCCGCCACCUGGUGCAGAACGUGCGGCUGGAGGUGCCGUGCGACUGCCGGCCCGGGCAGAAGAAGUGCACCUGCUACCGGCCCAACCGCAGGGAGACCUGGCUCUUCUCUCGCUUCUCCACGGGCUGGAGCUGCGGGCUGCACGCCGACUGGACCGAGCUCACCAACUGCGUGCCCGGGGUGCUGGACCGCCGGGAGAGCGCCGCGGCCAAGACGCCCAGAAAAUUUUACUACAUCACUCUGCUGAGAGACCCCGUGUCUCGUUACCUCAGCGAGUGGCGUCACGUCCAGCGAGGAGCUACUUGGAAAACCUCCUUGCACAUGUGUGAUGGCAGGACACCAACUCCUGAAGAGCUGCCCUCGUGCUACGAGGGCACGGACUGGUCGGGCUGCACGCUGCAGGAGUUCAUGGAUUGCCCCUACAACCUGGCCAACAACCGCCAGGUGAGGAUGUUGGCCGACCUGAGCCUAGUAGGCUGCUACAACAUGUCCUUCAUCCCAGAGAACAAGCGAGCGCAGAUCCUGCUGGAGAGCGCCAAAAAAAACCUCAAAGACAUGGCCUUCUUCGGCCUGACAGAGUUCCAGAGAAAGACUCAGUACCUGUUUGAGAGGACUUUCAACCUGAAGUUCAUCCGGCCCUUCAUGCAGUACAACAGCACGCGGGCGGGCGGCGUGGAGGUGGACAACGACACCAUCCGCAGGAUCGAGGAGCUCAAUGACUUGGACAUGCAGCUCUAUGACUAUGCAAAGGACCUCUUCCAACAGCGCUACCAGUACAAACGGCAGCUGGAGAGGAUGGAGCAGAGGAUAAAGAACCGGGAGGAGAGGCUCCUCCACCGGUCCAACGAAGCGCUUCCCAAGGAAGAGACCGAAGAGCAAGGACGUUUGCCCACUGAGGACUACAUGAGCCAUAUUAUAGAGAAGUGGUAGCCUAGGCAGACUUUUAUAUUAAUGAUAUUCUAGGGUUUCCAUAUAAGAGAUCGUGGAAGUAAAAAUUACAAAAAAAACCAAAAAAAAACAAAAAAAAACCCAAAAAAAAAACCUGACAAAAAAUAUUUUAUUUAAAAGCAAGUCUGUAAAACAGAAGAUAGAUUGCUUCCUUAAGCAUAGGGUCUUUUUACUGUUUCUUACAAGACCGAUGAGAUUCUUAAAAAAAUCAAUAAAUACAUAAAAAUAAAAAAAGGGUCAACAUUCUAAUGCAGAGACAAAAAAUGCACAAAUGCAGUUACCCAUGCGUAAGGCCAAAUACAGAAGAAUGUUUCUUAUCCUCACGAUUUUAACACAAACGGCAGAAGUAGGAUUUUCAAAAAUCUCUUUAUCCCCUGAGCCUAAAGAUACAUAAUCAAAAAACAAGGAAACAGAGGUUUUCUUUUGUGGGGGAGGUGGGAUGGGAAUUGCACUGUUUGUCAGUAACUGAUAAUGGUGACUGAGCUGAGGAUGGGCCAUCCUGUCAGGCUGGGAUCUGAACACACAGGCAGUCACAGCAUUUCAGCUGGCAGCCACUGCCAGAAAGUAGAGCACCAUAAAAAAUAAAAAGAAGAAAACCAGCCAGAGGAUGAGAAACAUUAAAGCAAAUUGACUAUGGCCUGGGAAAUGUACUUAGCACAGGGGUUCUGAUUCAUUGCACUGGUAUCACAUAUACAUACGCAGCUUCAUCAGAAAAAGAAUAGGAAUUCAUACACAAAACUCCCAGCUUUGUUUCCCAGACAGGUCCCAAAACAAGUUAAAAGCCAACCAUAGACUCAAACCUGCAUUCACAUGUUGUCCUGUCAGCUUACACCACUACCACUCAAGCCACUGUCAGUGUUGUGUGUUAGCAGCACACGAAAACCCUAUCCUGCAUACUACAAAAAAAAAAGGAAGAAAAAUUUAAUUACUCCUUCAUAAAUCCACACAAAAUUCAGACCCUGCAAAUGAUAAGUCACUAAUGGGAAUGUGACGAGGGGGUGAUUUUGUUUUGUUUGUUGCUAUGUGAAAUACUGACCCUGAAUAAGCAUACAGACCUUCCCUAGCCAUAUUAUUUCAGUUAUUUUUACUUGCUUUUAUCAAGAGGUAAUGGGCAUCAGCCUGCUCCCAGUGAAGUCACUAGAACUGAUUUAAGUGGGAACAGGAUGGGGCUCUCUUCCAGAGCUGUGAAAAUUUCUGACUAUGGGUCUAAAUUAAUUAUGAGACAGUGCACAUUGUCUUUUGGCAGGGUGCCUGUUCUGCAGCCCUUACUUUAAAUGAACAAGCUGUGUUCAUAAAACUGGAAAGGGGAAUCAUGGAUAGUGUUUUUUUAGUCUCAGACCACUCUCAAAGCAGAACUCUUUCAAUGCUGUUUUUUAGGGCCUCAUGUAAGUUUAAUCCUCCAGUGUGGGGACAGUCUAACCAGGUUCUGCUUACUGACUUUUGAGUCAUAGAACAACAAUGACUUCUCUAAUUCCUCUUUCCACUCACCAAAUUAAAAUAUGGCAUAUUUUUUUGCUGUUGCAAGCACUUCUUUGUUUGGCUGGAAGCAUGGAAAUGAAGCAGUUUUUGCCUGGUUCAUGUCUCACUCCGUUAUUACUCGACCUGUAAGACCUGAACCAGCUAUUGUUUAGGGUAAACCCUGAACCAAAUAGAAUAGGAUUUGAUUUUCAAAGGCCACAUUAACUGCAAAUCAAGUUGAAAUCACUGGAGAGGCAGAGCGGUGAUGCACUUCACUUUAGCAUGUCAUUUUUACAGCAUCCCUUUCCCAUCACACAAGUCCACUGACAUGCUGCUUGGUUUGGGUUUCAGUUCUUUCUCUGCCUCUGUGCACUGGUUCCAGCAGUUUCAAGUUCAGACUGAGUUUUGUAAAGGAGGGGAUUCUGGGGGGAUACACUUUGCUUUUGGAGACAUUUUUCUCCUGAAGAGCAAAGACAGCUAAAAAACUUGAGAAAACAGAAAGAGUACUUAGGGCUCAAACACAAUUCUGUUACAGCGCUGAGCCAAAGUCCACCAGAGUCACAGGGUGCCUUUCCUGUUGAUUUCAGGUGGAUUCUGGUCAGGUCUGAUCCUGCAGAGUGCUCAAGCACACACUCAGCUGUCUGCAGGCACAGCAGGACGUUGUCAGCCCCAGUUUGGCUGGUUCAGUACGUGCUGGUGCUGUCCAUGUCUUUAAGGCUGUGCCAGUGCUUCUGCCACAGAAUGGCUCCUGCUCCCAGAAAUGUGUAGCCUGCCCAUAAGCAUUUCCUCCUGGGUGAAAACUGGGAAGGAAAAGGAAGCAGUGUUUGGUGGUUGGCUGGGGGAAGAGAAGGUAUUACGAGUCCAUUUGCUCAUCUCUGAAUCCCAAGACAGGCAGAAGCUAUGUCUGCGAGCUGCCAGCACUUUCACAUUUUGCUGUAACCACAGAAAACAUCUGUAUUUUUAAAAUGCAGCUUUGCAGGCUGUUCACCCACAAAACCGGUGCACGAGAUACAAAAAACAACUUUUGCACAUGCACAGUUCCCACCUUUCCCCAAAAUCUUUUCAGGGUGUGUCUGUGUGGUGGAUCCAUAACGCACAAGGGGUUCCUGCAGCUCAUCCCUGCUUGUGUCUCACUGCUGGGGCUGUGGGGAUUCACACCAGUAUUGUGAGUAGGCUGUGUCUGCCCGAGCUCUUCCUGUCUUACAGGCUCUGAGUAACCAGCUGGGUGUUAAUGAAUCUGUCUGCAGGGUUGUCUAAAUCAGAAGCAGCCUGUGACCUUAGAAGCGUGUCAGUAGAAGACCUUACUCCAACAUUUUUUUCGUAAUGUAUUGCAGUAACAAGCAAAAGGAAUGAAAUUAUAUUGAAAACUGUCUUUAGUUAACAGUUUCAUUUCAACCACAAAAGGAGGGCUGACCUCAGUACUGAGGCAGAAGUUUCUAGAUCUGAAUCCUGCACCCAUGCAAAUGCCUCAGUUUUUCCACCUCUACACUAGGAGUAACAAAUUUAUGGACUCUAAAAGGUAUGAAAAGUAUGGGGCACUUUGAAACAGAUUCUGAGUAAUGGGAAUGAACAGAAUCACUCAAAAGCCAUCCCUCACCCUGACUGGUCUGCUUCUGGCUGUUAAUUGAUUUGAAGUGCUGUGUACCUGAACAUGGGUUGCAGGACAUACCUGGCACUGUCUUCUUCCUUUAGUGGGGGCAAGGGAACUUUUUUAACAUAAUGUGAAUGUAGUUUUUUGUGAUUUAUAUGUACCACACUUUGAGGUGGUACUAUUUCUUUUCUUUUUAGGACUGAUAUUUUGAUGCUACAAUAACAUGAAAAGUGUGUGUGUAGUUUUAAAAUGAAUGAAGAACAACAGCUUUAAGGCACUCUGGCAGAAGUAGUGGCCAGAUUGUAGAUUCUUGUUCAGUAUCUGCCCCUUUCUUCCAAAAUGUUUUUGCUGUGACUUCCAGACACACCAAAAGCUUCUUCAGGACAUGAAGUGUUUCUUCAGGGGGUCUGUCAGUGCAUCGUGAUCCAGGUCAGGUUAGGAGAGUGCUGGGAGCAGUGCAGGCAGGACAGUGCAAGAUUGGACUUGUCUCUUAGGGACUUGGUGACUUCUUAGGGCUAAGAAGUCAAUUUGCCUUUAGUCACCUAAACAGUGUAAACAUCACUGCUUGGUGGCUGUUCUUGCUGAAGAAAACAUUUUCUUGCUGGUUUGUGUCAUCCUAGUUAGCUCUGUUGAAGGAGUUUGCCUCAUCCAAGGUUUUCCAGACAGUCAGGUGCCGCCUUGUACCCUAUCCAGGUCACAAAAUGCAGGAUUGACUGGUAAGGCUGCCAGUCCAGGCUAUCACAGGGUUCAAAGUCAUAAACAAAAAAAAUAAGUCAUCAAAGGGUCAGUGUGAAUUUCUGGCUUGUCUGAAUUUCUCCCUUUAUGCCCAACAUUUUUUAAUAAAUGAGGAGCACUUCAGUUGAUGUUUUUGCACCCCACAGUCCCUUGCUUACAAAACUGGGGUGACAAUGAAAGCAGCAUAAGGAAGAUCCCAUAAGGUUUUGAAUCCUGUCUCCCAGGGCUGUCCUGUUAGAGCAAAAAAGAGCAGUACAGUUGCUGGGAGUGUGACCAAGGCAGGAGGACUGCCCAUGGCUGUACCGUCAGGAGGGUUUCCCUCUGAGCCAGUCAGGUCACUUCAGAGAGCAGCAGGCAGCUCCGGAAGGUGAUGAUAGCAUCACAGCACAGGGCCUGGCCAAGGUUCAUGCCUUGGGCUUAAAAGCAUCUCCAGUGUCUCUGGGUGUUCAGAGUUACCCAGACCCCACAGACUUCUGCAGAAGCCAUCACAAAAAAGGGAGGAAUUCAUCCCCAACCUGUGCUUAAAGCUGUAUUCCCAGAGCUGUAGCUUGGCACGCAGCCGACACUGCCUGCUGGACUCGGCUCACAGGGCUGGCUGUGUUCUCUCUUCGUUCUCUUUUCACUUUCACUAACACCAGCAGCUGAUGUUCCAGGGGCAAAGUGAGCAUGGCACCCGCUGCCUGAGCUGGGCUGUUCCAAGCCUUUGCAGCACAGGUCAGUGAGCAGCAGCUCGGGUGAGCCAGGGCACACAGUCCCAGGUAUCCAUGGCUGCUUGUUUUAGCCCAUCCACAGGAAUUCUGCCCAGGUGAACGCAGCCCUGAUGAGCACAUGGGUGUUAAAGCCUCUGUCGUCCCAGCUCUGUAACUCUUAGCCAUGCAAGCUGAAAAAAAAGAGUCUGUCUCCCCAGAGCCCCACAAUUCCCCCUCCCUGUUCUGUUCCCCCACAUGUCAGUUCUGGAGACUGGAUUGAGAGAGUUGUACUAUAAUGAAUAAUUUUAUAUUCAAAAGGUUUACUGAGCAUGAUUUGUUUUGUACAUAUUGGAAUAUGAUUUAAUUUAUUUUUAUUGCCCCUUUUAAUCUUUUUUUUUCCAUAAGGAGAAGACAAAAAUCCCCAUCCUCUCUCAAUGUGAAGUUCCUGUGUGUUUAUGUGUAGUCUGCCAGUCAAACACACAACAGGCAGAGGAUUUCUCACCAUCCCUCCAGCUAUCUGAUUUUGGUUUUCAUUGUCAUUUCCAUUCAUCUGGGACUUUGCUUAUAUUGUCUCUUCUUUCCUCUCCGCUGCACAGUCUGCACAGAGCAGGGAGAGGUCAGUGCAGGCAGGAUUUUCAUUUUCUUCCUCUCCCCUUUCUUGUGUGCUUUACUUACCAAGGAACUCAGUUCCUUCAGGAGUUGUGUGACUGAGGGUAAAAAAAUACAACUGUCCCCCCACCUGCCUUCCAUUCUCCAUGUUGUAGAUCAGACAGAUUCAGCUUCUCUGAAAGUGAUUGUGGCUGGACUCAUUCCAUUGGGCUGAAUGUGUAUGGUUUGCACUUUCCCCCCACUUCAGGAACUUAAAAACAACAAAAAAAUAAAAGGCAACUGUUUUAACUUGAGCCGAGUAACACUUAAAGCUUUAUAUAUUUAUUUAUAGCAUCUUACAAAAAGUGUUAAAAGGUUUUUUUCUUCCACAAGAAAAAUAAAAUUUUUAAAAAAUCAUCUAAUUGUUUUUGUCUAGAUCAAGGAUGAAUGUUAGCAGACGAAAUAAACCCUAAAACUGAGCA
Molecule: messenger RNA, 7198 nt
Organism: Onychostruthus taczanowskii (white-rumped snowfinch)
Lineage: Eukaryota; Metazoa; Chordata; Aves; Passeriformes; Passeridae
Gene: HS6ST1
Product: heparan sulfate 6-O-sulfotransferase 1
Exons: 2
Coding region: 411-1637 (408 amino acids)
Cellular component (GO): membrane
Molecular function (GO): heparan sulfate 6-sulfotransferase activity
Source: RefSeq, a predicted model, not a curated record